AUGUCUUCAACCCCCUCUAUUGUCGAACUACAAGCCUACUCUGAGGAGAUACAAGCCCUUUACAAGAAACUUCCCAACCUCCGCGACCUGCCCGACAACAAAGACGUCCAGAAUCUCGGCGUGAAAGAACAGUCCCUUGAAGACAAAGUAGACGCCUACGUUAAAGGGUUCCUGUAUAUCGGCGGACCGAAACCUCGACGACAGAAGCAACAAGUUACCACAUCAACCUAA
Molecule: messenger RNA, 231 nt
Organism: Alternaria conjuncta
Lineage: Eukaryota; Fungi; Ascomycota; Dothideomycetes; Pleosporales; Pleosporaceae
Exons: 2
Coding region: 1-231 (76 amino acids)
Source: RefSeq, a predicted model, not a curated record